Callithrix jacchus (white-tufted-ear marmoset) is the source of this 21155-nucleotide messenger RNA. Lineage: Eukaryota; Metazoa; Chordata; Mammalia; Primates; Cebidae. The record is from RefSeq and is a predicted model, not a curated record.
AAACAAAUUAAGAAGAGAUUAAUUUGAUAAAGAUGGGCCUUUUGUUCCCAUCUCAUCAUGACUUCUUUAUUUUGCAAUUAAUAUUUAGAUUGAUAUUUAGAUUAGAUUAAUAUUUAGAUUGAACAAAUAUUUAUUUAGUAUUAGCAUUAGAUGUGCUAAAUUUGGUCUGACAAGAACCCUGUCGUUGGGGGCUUAAUACUAAGAAAAAUACAAUGUAACGCUAUUGAGCAUUUUUGGGGAAGAAAGCAAGGAUGGCAUAUUCAGUUACUGUCUCAUUGAAGAUCAAUGAGAAAGUAAAAGCAAAAUAUUGUAAGUUCCAUCAAAGAAAACCAUUAAGUUUUUGUUUUUGAUGUUAUUUCUUUAAUAAACAGCUGCUACCAUUUUAGACCACUUGCUAUUUAGGCCCUUAGGAAUUUUUCACUAGAAGGCCUGUAAAGAAAGAUGAGCAUUUUUAAUGGAUUUAACGUUCAUCAUUUGACUGCGUGACUGAUCCCCAGAGCUGUAAUUGUACUAACAAAUUUUUCAGAAGCCAGUUAGCAGCUGCACCUCACCAGCCAGCCACGAUUAACAUCCAGUGCUCUUUUGUUCUUCUGUUUCUCCUCAAACUUGGUUCCUCACAAAGUCUUAUAAACUUGCAUUCUUUUCUUUCCUUUUCUCUUGCUCCAUCACUCAGGCUGCAGUGCAGAGGUGUGAUCAUGGCUUGCUAUAGUUUCAAACUCAAGUAAUGCUCCCACCUCAGCCUCCCAAGUAGCUGGGACUACAGAUGUCCACACCACACAAAUCUAAUUUUUAAUUUUUUGUUGUAGACAUGGGAUCAUGCAGUGUCACCCAGGAUGGUCUUUAACUCCUGGCCUCAAGUGGUCCUCCUGCCUCAGCCUCCAAAAAUUCUGGGAUUAUAUGCAGGUACAAGCUACCUGUGCCCAGCCCCUUAUUUAUUUUAAAUAACAACUUUAUUGAAAUAUAGUUAACAUACCUUACAAUUGAUUCAUCAAAGUAUGCAAUUCAGUGGUCUUUAGAGUAUUCAUGGAGCUGUGCAUCUGUCACCACAAUCAAUUUUAGAAGCUUUCAUUACCCUAUAGAGAAAUCUACAUUUCUUUUCCAUUAGUUCCUACUCCCCCUAUACCCCUGUGCUUCCAUAGGCAAUGGCUGACCUAUUUUCUGUCACUAUAGAGUUGCAUGAUCUGGACCUUUUAUAUAAAUAGAAUUCUGCAAUAUAUGGGAAUCUUUGGUGGCUGGCUUUUUUUUUUUUUUUGCUCCUAGCACAAUGUUUACAGAGUUCCUUCAUGUCAUAGCGUGUGUCAGUAUUUCUUUCCUUUUAUGGCUGAACAAUAUACUCCAUGGUAGAGUCACACUACAUUAUAUUUAUCUGUUCAUCUGUUGAUGAACAUUUGGGUUGUUUUUAUGUAUUGGCCAUUAUGAAUAAUACUGCUCUGAAGAUUCAUGUACAAGUUUUUGUGUGGACAUAUAUUUUUAUUUCUCUGGGAUAUAUGCCUAGGAGAGAAAUUGUUGCAUUCAAUGAUACUGUACAUUUAGGCUUUUGAGAAACUAUUUUGUAAAAUGGUUAUACCAAUCAGGUGUGGUGACUCUCAUAUGUAAUCCCAGCUACAUGAGAGGCUGAGGUGUGAGGAUCACAUGAGCCUAUGAGUUAAAAGAGACCGGUCUGGGCAAGAUAGUAAGACCCUGUCUUUAUUUAUAAAAAUAAAAUGACGCCAGGCACAGUGGCUCAAGCCUGUAAUCCCAGCAUGUUGGGAGGCUGAGGCAGGUGGAUCACGAGGUCAAGAGAUUGAGACCAUCCUGGUCAACAUGGUGAAACCCCAUCUCUAUUAUAAAUACAAAAAAUUAGCUGGGCAUGGUGGCACGUGCCUGUAAUCUCAGCUACUUGGGAGGCUAAGGCAGGAGAAUUGCUUGAAUCCAGGAGGCGGAGGUUGUGGUGAGCCGAGAUUGUGCCAUUGUACUACAGCCUGGGUAACAAGAGCACAACUCCAUCUCAAAAUAAAUAAAUAAAUUAAUUAAUUAAUUAAAUAUAAUGAAAAUGACAAGAAAAGAAACACCCAAAGUGGUUCAACCAUUUUAUGUUCCCACAAGUAAUGUAUGUGUGUUCCACUUUCUACAUUUACACCAGCAUUUCUUUUUUUGAGGCAAGAUCUCACUGUGUCACCCAGGCAGGAAUGCAGUGGUGUGAUCAUGGGUCACUGCAGCCUCGAACUCCCAGACCCUCAUGAUCCUUCUAUGUCAGUCUCGUGAAGUUGGGACUACCUUCACAUGCCACCACUCUCAGCUAAUUUUUGUAUUUUUAGUAGAGACAGUGUUUCACUUUGUUGCACAGUCUGGUUUCAAACUCCUGGACCCAAGUGAUCCACUUGCCUUGGCCUCCCAAACUGCUUGGAUUACAGGUAUGAACCACAAUACCUGGUUAUCUCUCUCUUUUAUCUCUUCCCUUCUUCCUGUGGUAGAUGGAAGAAAAUAGUAUCCAUGUCUUGGUCUUAGGUCUGAGACUUUUAAAGCACAUGAGGGAAUAUAUGAUUGUAUUUAUAGAUGUUUAGCAGGACAUGGCCUUGAAUACAAUGUAAUAUUAAAGGAUCCCAUUAAAGAUAUUUGUACUAUGCUUCAAAAGAUCUGUAUUUUGCCAAGUUACCCCUUUACUUAUGAGGACACAUGCUCCAUGAAGCACCUGAUGAGAAAAUUUGCAACUGUUAUUUUGUUUUGUUACUCUGUAGAUUUCGUUGUGCUCAAGCAUUCAGAUGAUGUUUUCUUAAUUUUAUUUUCCUUAGAGUUGCUCUGUCACCCCAGCUGGAGUGUAGUAGUAUGAUCUUGACUCACUGCAACCUCUGCUUCCUGGGUUCACAAAAUUCUCCUCAGCACACACAGCACACACACCUCCCACAGAACCUCACCACAUACCACCCACACUUCACAACCACACUCCACCCCACACAAAGACACCCUCCACAGUGCACACUUGUCACACAGACACACACCAAGCACCACACAGUUUCCACAAACACUCCAUAGUGCAUACACCUCACAGACACACACCACUCACCACACACAAACUGCAGUUUACACACUUCAUACAGAAACACACCACUCAACACACACACACACACUCCAUGGUGCACACACCUCUAAAAGACACACACCACUCAAUGCACACACACUCCACAGUGCACACACCCACAGACAACACGCAACACACACUGCAAACAAACUCCACAGUGAACACAACUCAGAUACACAGUACACACUAUGCAGUGAACACACCUUUCAAAGACACACUGCACUCACCACACACACUCCACAGUGCACAUACCAUGGAGACACACUAACCACACACACACACUCUACAUCACACACUUCCCACACAGAAACCACACACCACACACACUCCACAAUACAUGCUUCUCACACACCACAGUGCACACUUCUCAGACACACACCACACACAAUCCCCACACACACUCCAUAGUGCACAUACCUAAUAGACACACCACUCACCACACACACUGCAGUUUACAAACCUCAUGCAGGCACACACACUCCAUAGUGCACACACCUCUCAGACACACCACUAACCACACAGUCCAGUUUACACACCUCACAGACACACACCACGCACCAUACACACACUCCACAGUGCACACACCUCACACAAAAACAUGCACCACACACUCCACAGUGCACACACCACACAGACACACACCACGUACCACACAGACUCUAAACACACACACCACAGUGUACACACCUCAACAGACACACCCCAAUCACCACACACAUUCUCAAUAGUGUGCAAACCUUACACAGACACACCACACAACACAAUUCACACAUUCCACAAUGAACACAACUCAGGCACCACACACCACACAUUCUACAAAGUGCACACACCUUUCACAGACACAUUCCACUCACCAGACUCCACAAACACACUCCACAGUGCACACACCACUCAGACACACCACAGCACACACACCUCACAUAGAAACCAUGCACCACCCACACUUCACAACCACAACCCACAAUACACCCCUCACACAGACACACUCCACAGUGCACACUUCUCAGACAUGCCAAGCACCACACAUACUUCCCACAAACACUCCACAGUGCACACACCCCACACACAUCACUCACCAAAAACAUACUUUACAGUGCACACACCUCACAGAAACGCACCACUCACCACACACCAAAUUUCACACCCCUCACAAAGACAACACUCACAUUCCACAGUUCACACACCUCACACUGACACACACAUGUUACACACACAUUUCACAGUGCAUGCAUCUCACACAAACACAUGCCAUGCACCACGCAGUCCACAGUACACAUACACACCACACAACACACUCUACAGUGCACACAACUUACACAGAAACACACUUUCCACCACACACUUCACACUGUCUACAAUACACAGUGCUCACACACACCACUACCACACAUGCACACCAGAGGGCACACACCUACCACAGACAAAUACAACUCACUGCACACCCACUCCACAGUGCACAUCUCUCACGCAGACACAACUCACUACACAACCCACAGUGCACACAUCUCUCACAGCCACACACCACUCACAACAUGCAAACUGCAUAGUGUGCACACUUCAGACAUGGGCAACUCAACACACAAUCCCCAUGCACAAACCUCACACAAACACAUAUGAUUCGUGACACACACUUUACAGUACACACACCUCUCAAAGACACACCACUCAGCACAAACACUCCACAGUGAACAGACUUCACACACACACCACUAACCACACACACAGCACAUUGCACACACCUCACACAAGAACCAUGUAUGACACACCUUUCACACACACUCCACAAUACACAUUUCUCAAAGACACAUCCCUCACCACACACACGCCACACACAAUCCACACUGCACACAUCAGACACCACACACCACAAACACUCCACAGCACACACACCUCACACUGAAAGAAACCUUACACCACCCACUUCACGCACACCAAAAUACACACCACUCACAAAGACUCCACAGUGCACAAACUUCACACACCACUCACCACACACACUACACAGUGCACAACUUUCACACAGGCACACACCACUCAUUACAAACACACAUCUCACAGAUGCACACCACUAACCAAAAACACACUUUAAAGUAUGCACACUUCCCAGACACACCACUCACCAUACACACAUUCCAAAUUGCACACCCCUCACAGACACAACACUCAACACACAUACACUUCACAGUUCACACACUGCACACGGACACCACUCACCACACACACUACACAGUGCACAAGUUUCACAAAGGCACACACCACUCAUUACAUUCACACACUGCACAGUGCACACACCUCAAAGACGCACACCACUCACUACACAAACUUCACAGUGCAAACACCUCACAGACACAUCACACAUCACACACAUAAUCCGCCAUGCACACACCUCACAAAGACACAACACUCACCACACACACUGACUCGACAGUGCACAUAUCUUAGACACACCACCACUUAGAUUCCACAGUGCACAUUUCUCACAGACACUACUCACCACUCACACUACAUUGCACAUACCUCACACAGACAACACUCACUGCCCCCACACAUUCCACAGUGCACACACCUCACAGACACCACACACUACACACACACUCCACAGAUUACACACUUCACACAAACACACAGCACUCACAAUGACUACACAGUUUAUAGUGAAUGCAUCUCAGAGACACACCACACACAGUAGUUUACACACCAGUAAGACACACUCCACUCACCACACACACUCCACAUUCACACUCCACAGUGCACACACCUGUCCCAAAACACUCACCACACACUACAGUGCACUCACCACAGACAUGCACCACUCACCAGACUCCACUGUGCACACGCCUCACACAGAAACACACCACUCACCACAACACAUAACCCACAGUGCACACACCUCAGACAGACACACACCACUCACCACACACUACACCUUGCACAACUUUCACACAGGCACACACCACUCAUUACACACAUCUUAGACACACACCACUCACCACACUGCACAGUGCACACCCCUUAUACAGAAACAUCACUUAAUGCACACACACUCCAGCAUGCACACGAAAAUUAGACACACACCUGUCACCACACACACUGCACAACUCACAGAUGCACACAACUCACCAAAAACAGACUUUACAGUACACACACCUCACAGACACACACCACUCACCACAUAGACACACUCCAAAUUGCCCAUCCCUCACAAAGACACAUAACAGUCCCCACACACAGACUCCACAGUUCACAGAGCUCACACUGACAUCACUCACCACACACACUACACAGUGCACAGCUUUCACACAGGCACACACCACUCAUUACACACACUGCACAGUGCACACACCUCACAGAUGCACACCACUCACCACACACACAAACUUUACAGUGCACACACCUUACAGACACACACCACACAUCGCACACACAGAAUUUACAGUGCACAGACCUCAGAAAAACACAAAACUUGCCACACAUACCGACUCCACAGUGCAGAUACAUCAGACACCACGCACAACACACACACUCCACAGACCACACAUUCCUUAAAGUCACAUAGCACUCACCACACACACACCACACAGUUUAGAGUGAACAAUCCUGACUCAUACCACACACCACACACACUAUGCAGUUCACACAGCUCACAGACACACUCCACUGAUUACACACUCCAGACACAUUUAACAGUGUGCACACCUCACACAGUUCUACAAUACUGCACUGCACAGUGCUUACACCAGACACACCACUCACCUCAUAAACACAAUCCACAGUGCACACACCAGACACAUGCUAUGCACCAUGAAGUCCACAGUGCACACACCUCAAACACACGCCACACAACCCACACACUCUACAGUGCACACACCUUACACAGAAACUUUUUACCACACACUUCACAUUCUACAAUACACGCCCCUCACACACCACUAUCACACACAUACCAAAGGGCACACACCUACCAGACACCUCACUGCCCACACGCACUCCACUGUGCCCACCCCUCACCCAGACACACAACUCACAACACAUAACCCCCAGUGCACACACCUCUCACAGACACACCACUAACCCCACACUAAUUGCACAGUGCACACACCUCACAGGGACAAAAGCAACUCAACACACAAACACUCCACUGUGCACACACCUCUCAAAGUCACACCACUCACUGCACACUCCACAGUGCACACACAUCACACAGACACACACUAACCACACACUUCACAUUGCACACAUCACACACAGGAACAAAACAUGCAUUAUACACGUUUCUUACACACAAUACACACCCCUCAAAGACACACAUCUUUCACUACAAACACACCAGUCACAAUCCACACUGCACACACAUUAGACACACCACACACAAACUCCACAGCACACAACUCACACAAAAGGAAACCUUACACAACACACUUUACACAUGCCACAAUACACUGCUCACACAGACACACCACAAUGCACAAAGCUCACAGACACACUGCUUACCCGACACAGUCCAAAUUGCACACAACUUACGAAGACACAACACUCACCACACACACUCCAUAGUUCACACACCUCACACAGAUGCACAUCACUCACAACACACACUACACAGUGCAAAGCUUUCAAACAGGCAUAUACCACUCAUUACACACACACACUUCACAGUGCACACACCUCACAGACACACAGCAGCCAGCACAGACUCCAAAUCGCACAUUUGUCACAAAGACACAACACACCACACACACCCUACACAGUUCACACACCUCACACAGACACACCAUUAACUGCAUACACUACACAGUGUACAUCAUUCACGCAGGAACAUACCACUCGUUAUGCACACACACUGCACAGUGCACACACCUCAAGGCCACAAACCACUCAUCCCAUGCAGACUUCACAGUGCACACGCCUCACACAGGCCAUGCAUUGCACACACAAAAUCCACAGUGCAGACACCUCACAGACCAACAUUUGCCACACACAUCAACUCCACAGUGAACACAUUUCACAGACACACAGCACUCACCACUCAGAUUCCACAGUGCACACACCUGACAAACACAACUCACCAAACACACUACAUUUCACAUACCUCACAGUCUUUCACCACUCAUCACCCUCAUACAUUCCACAGUGCACACACCUCACAGACAGAGACCACACGCCACACACACUCCACAGACCACACACCUCACAUGGACACAGCACUCACCACACACAGUCCACACAGGGUUUACAGUGAACACACCUCAGACACAAAACACACAUUACACACACUGCAGUUCACACAGCUCUUACACUCUACUCAACACACACACUCCACACACAUUCCACAGUGCACACACCUCACACAGAAACACACCACUCACCAAAACACAUAACCCACUGUCCACACACCUCAAAGACACACACCACUUACCAACACACUUCACAGUGCACACCCAAAUACACACCACUCAACAUACCAACUAUAGAGUGCACACAAAAAUCAAAGACACACACCUGUCACCACACACUCCACAGUGCACACACCUCAUACAGACACAAACCACUAAACACACACACUCCACGGUGCACACAAAUCUCAGACACACACCACUCAUCACACACACCCCACAGUGCAAAUACCUCUCAAAAGCACUACUCACCAAACACAUUUCACAGUACACAUACCUCACACAUACAGCACUCACCACACACACACUCCACAUUGCACACACCUCACACAAACACACACCACUCACCACACCCACACACUACACAGUGCACACACCUAACAGACUCACACCACGCACCACACACACCACACACACUCCACAAUACACCCCUUUUAUACAGACAUCCGCCACCACACACACUGCAUAGUUCAAAAAUCUUAGAUAGACACGCACCAGUCACCACACACUCCACAAUGCACACAUUUCAUACAGACACACACCACUCACAAACACAGUCCAUGGUGCACACAUUUUUCAGACACACACCACUCAUCACACACACUCCACAGUGCACACACCUCACAGACACACAUCACUCACCACACACAGUCCACAGUACACACGUCACAGUAAUUCACCAUGCACCACUCACACAUCACACACACUCCAUAGUGCACACUCCUGACACACACCAUGCACCCCACAGUUUCCACACACACUUUAUAGGGCACACACCUCACACAGACCCACACCACUCACCACACACACACUCCACUGUGUACACACCUCAUGCAGACACACACCAUGCACCACAGUCUCCACACAGUCCACAGUGCACACAACCUCACAGACCCACACCACUCACCACACACACUCCACUGUGUACACACCUCAUGCAGACACACACCAUGCACCAGUCUCCACACAGUCCACAGUGCACACACCUCACACAGACUCAGACCACUCACCACACACACAUGCUACACUAUGUACACACCUCACAAACUCACACACCACUCACCACACAAACACACUCCACAGUGUGUUUUUUUGUCUGUUAACAUUUUAUUUUAUGCUGGAUAUCUUAGAUGACAUGUUGUUGAGAAUCUGUGUUCUAUUUUUUUUCUCCGGUUAAUGUUGACUUAAUUUAUCACUAUUUGUUGCAGAAAAUGUUUAUCUUGGCAAGACUCAACAAAAUUCAGCAUAUUUAAUAUCUGCUAUUCUUUAGGGGAUUUCCUCUCGCAACUUUGAGAUAUGUUUUAGCAUUCCCACACAAACACACUCCACAGUGUGUUUUUGUGUCUGUUAACAUUUUAUUUUAUGCUGGAUAUCUUAGAUGACAUGUUGUUGAGAAUCUGUGUUCUAUUUUUUUUCUCCGGUUAAUGUUGACUUAAUUUAUCACUAUUUGUUGCAGAAAAUGUUUAUCUUGGCAAGACUCAACAAAAUUCAGCAUAUUUAAUAUCUGCUAUUCUUUAGGGGAUUUCCUCUCGCAACUUUGAGAUAUGUUUUAGCAUUCCCACACAAACACACUCCACAGUGUGUUUUUGUGUCUGUUAACAUUUUAUUUUAUGCUGGAUAUCUUAGAUGACAUGUUGUUGAGAAUCUGUGUUCUAUUUUUUUUCUCCGGUUAAUGUUGACUUAAUUUAUCACUAUUUGUUGCAGAAAAUGGUUAUCUUGGCAAGACUCAACAAAAUUUAGCGUAUUUUAUAUCUGGGAUUCUUUAGGGGAUUUCCUCUCUCAACUUUCAGAUAUGUUUUAGCAUUUCCGAACUCAACACUCUGAAUCCCAAAUCCAGUUAAACUGUGGCUUUCUGAGUGGCAUCUAUCCACCCAGCGCUGUGUGCACUGAAGUACCAUCAGUUACAGGAAUUGUGCCUUGGAUCCACCACAGUUGGCUAAAACUGGCGAUCUAAGACAAGUUGACCAGCUAACAAGACCCGGACCACCCGAGCCUGCUCAUCCUAUGACAGGAUCCAGUUGCCAUCAUGGACAACAACAGUCCUGCUCUGAUUCCCACAACAGUUGCAGGACUGUAAUUUUGUUUAAAGUAAGUUUGUUUGUUUUACUCUACUGCUUAAUCCAAAGCAUGUCUCCAUAAUUAAAAUUUUAUAUGUCUAAUGAGCAGAAUACUCAAAUCAAUAACUUAAAAAUUUAUAGAUUAAAAAGAGAAACUCGGGGGUCUAUGCUUUUUCAAAACAUAGACAUUUUUGCUCAGCCAAAAGGUAAGUUUUAAGAUAAGACUAUAGGCCAUGAUUUUUCACGUCACAGGGGUGUGUUGUAGAGAUUAUUUUAUCACCCAGGUAUUAAGCCUAGCACCCAUUAGUUAUUUUUCUGACCCUCUCUCUCCUCCCAUCCUGUUAGUUCCCAAUUGUAAUGAAAUAUUUGGUUUUCUGUUCCUGUGUCAGCUUGCUAAUGAUAAUGGCCUCCAGCUCCAUCCAUAUUCCUGCGAAGAAUAUGAUUCCAUCCUUUCGUAUGGUUGCAUAGUAUUCCAUGCUGUGUAUGUGUCACAUCUUUAUCUACUGAUGGGUAUUUAGGUUGAUUCCAUGUCUGUGCUAUAUAAAUAGUGCAGAAAUUAACAUACACAUGCAUGUAUCUUUAUGAUAGAAUGAUUUAUAUUUCUUUGGGUAUAUACACAGCAAUGAUAUUGCAGGGUUGAAAAGUGGUUCUGUUUUUAUGUCUUUGGAAAAUCAGUACACCGCUUUUUCACUAUGAUUGAACUAAUUUUCACUCACACCAGUGUAUAAAUGUUCCUGUUUGCUCCACAAUCUCACCAGCAUCUGUUACUUUUUGACUUUUUAAUAAUGGCCAAUCUGACUGGUGUGAGAUGGUAUCUUAUGGUUUUGAUUUGCAUGUUUCCAAUACUCAGUGAUAUUAACAUUUUUUCAUAUUCUUGUUUGGCCACAUGUAUAUUUUCUCUUGAAAAGUGUCUGUUCAUGUGAUUUGCCUACUUUUUAACUAGGUUGUUUGAGUUUUUUCUUAUAAAUUUACUUAUGUUCUUUGUAGAUGUUGGAAAUUAGAACUUUGUCAGAUGCACAGUUUGCAAACAUUUUCUUCCAUUCUGUAUGUUGUCUGUUUACUCUGUUGAUGGUUUCUUUUGCUGUGCAGAAGCUCUUUAGUCUAAUUAGGUCCCAUUUGUCAAUUUUUGCUUUUGUUGCAAUUGCUUUUGGAGUCUUUUUUAUCAAAUCUUUACCCAUUCCUAUGUCCAGAAUGGUUUUGCCUAGUGUUCUACCCAAUAUUUUUAUCAUUUUGGGUUUUUCAUUUAGGUCUUUAAUUCAUCUUGAGUUGAUUUUUGUUUAUGGUGUGUGAUGUUUACUACUGAGUGACAACUUGAUUGAAGAAUGCAAAAUAUUGUUCCCAGGUGUGUCUGUGAAGGUUAAAAAGAUUAACAGUUGAGUGAAUGGACUAAGAAGGACCCACUCUCAGUCUGGGUGGGCAUGACUUAACUGGCUGCCACUGCAGACAGAAUAAAGGGGGCAGAAGAAGAUGGAAGCAGCUGACUUGCUGAUGCUUCCAGCCUUCAUCUUUCUCCCAUACUGGAUGCUUCGUGUUCUUGAACAUCAGACUCGAAGUUCUUCAGCUUUUGGGUGCUUGGACUUACACCAGUGUUUUGCCAGAGACUCUCAGGCCUUCCAUGACAGACAGAAGACUGCACUGUCAGCUUCCUUAUUUAAGAAGUUUUUAUACUCAGACGAGCUUCCUUGCUCUUCAGCUUGUGUAUGAUAUAUUGUGGGACUUCACCUCAUGAUUGCAUGAGGCAGUACUCCUUAAUAAAUUCCUCUUUUUAUAUACAUCUAUCCUAUUAGUUUUGCAUUUCUAGAGAACCCUGACUAAUACAUGAAGUAAGGAAGAGGUCCAGUUUCAAUUCUCUUUAUAGCUAGUCAGUUACCCCAGGACCAUAUAUUGAAUAAGGAGUCCUUACGUCAAUGCUUGUUUUUGUCAGCUUUGUCAAAGAUCAGAUGGUCAUAGGUGUGCAGCCUUAUUUCUGGGCUCUCUAUUCUGUUCCAUGGGUCUACAUGUCUGUUUUAGUACUAGCACCAUGCUGUUUUGGUUAACAUCGCCCAGUAGUGCAGUUUAAAUUUGAGUAGUAUGAAGUCUCUUGCUUUAUUCUUUUUGCUUAGAAUGGCUUUGGCUAUUCAGGCUCUUUUAUUAGUUCCAUAUAAAUUUUAAAUAGUUUUGUGAAGAAUGUCAUUGGGAGUUUGGUAAGAUUAACCUUGAAUCUGUAAACUGCUUUGAGCAUUAUAGCCAUUUUAACAAUAUUGAUUCUCCUAUCCAUGAGCAUGGAAUGGUUUUUCAUUCAUUUGGAGUCACUGGCUUUCAAUGACUAUCAGAAAAGUUUGCUUUUAAUUUCAACAUUUUUUCAUCGGUUGAUUGUGUAAUAGUACUAUAUUGAUCAAAUGUUUAAAAAACAUUCCAAACCUGAAACAUCAAAUUAUACAAGCUACAGGAGAAAUUUUACCUGAUUAUUUCUACAUAGCUGGUCUUGCCCACUGGAAAUUUAAAACUAGUAAGGGCAAUAAAACACAUUCAUGAAUUAAAGUAAUACCUUGCAGAUGCUAUGGGAAUUGCAGAUAAAUUAAGUAAAGAUUCCUAGGAAGGGUUAUGUUUUUUUCAGAAACCAGCAAGGAUGAGUUCAUGAAAAAAAAUACACUGGAGAUGGAUUUUAAUGUUGGGGUGGGAUUUACACAGGUAAAUUAAGUUUUAGGGACAAAACACUACCUAUCACACAGCUAUAAAGAUAUAGACAGAAGUAGGAAAGGAAGAACUAAAGAAAACAACAAUAAUACAAAUGAUGAUUGUCAUUUAUUUAGUACCUACCGUUUGCCAGAAAUUAAGCUGAGAUUUUACACAUACUAUAUUUAAUAUUCCUACAGGAAGAGUACUAGGAAGAGUACUGUUAUAUUUAUAAAAAUGUAAAAAAUUGAGGCGAGGUUCAUAAUUUCAGAGACAUCAGCAACUAUAAUAAGGAAAAUUCCGAAUUUAUGUUUACAUCUGCCUGACUCUAAGAUUUGUGGUAUUUUUAGUGUGCUCACACUGUUCAGGCCAAUAAAGCAAAGUCUAUAACAGGGAGUGCUUAGCCAUGUUCAGUGUUACUGAGACGUUGAAUAAGGGAACUGAGAACUGACCUUUGGCUAUGGCCACAAGAAGAUCACUACUGGCAUUGAAAGGAACAGUUUUAAAGUUUUUUUGAGGCUGAAUUUCUAACUACAGUGGAUUACAGAGAGAAUGUGAUGUGAGAAAGUAGAGACACUGAUGGUGGACAAAUCUUUAGAUAAUUCGACUGUGUAGAGGAGGAUAAAAAGUGAUUUUCGAUUUAUUCUUCACAGUUCUUAGCUAGAAGAAAACAGAUUAGUAAGGGAAAACAAACAGAGAUAUAUCAUGUAGAUCUCAUGUACACAUGGGAAAUACUCAGGGAAAAGGAACAAAUCUCAACAAGGUGACCAAGAACCCUGACUAUUAUAUAGCAUCUUCAACUCAAAGAAAGAAAGAAGGGUGUUGGGGAGACAGGAUCUAGGAAAUUUAUGGUAGAUAAAAGUUAGUGAAGUUGGUUACAUAGAUUUCUCUGGUACCAUAUCCAGUUUAUAAGAGUCUAAAUCUCUAGUGAUCAGUCUCUGUUUUUUUUUUGGUAGAGAGAAAGUGGAGGGACACCUUUUAAAUGUAUGUCCUGCUUUUAGGUUAAUAGAGUGUGGUGACCAACAGGGAACUUCCUUUUUUUAAGGUUCUCUGAAAAAUCAGCUUGCAAAAGGCAGAUUAAUGUGAGAAAAGUUUCUCAUAUAAAUGAGAAAAGGCAUAAAAGUUUUUAAACGUGUACAAAGAAGACUUUAGAAUGAAGACCCAGAGAUACAGGGGAAAUUGUUCAUUUCUAUGCUGAGGUUCAAAAAAGUAUAGACAGCCUCGUAGAAAUAUCAGUGGUCAAGGAAAUUUGCAGUGAAACAAUGUCAGUCAGAUAAUUUCUUUAUGACUGGUUUUUACACAGGUAGGGAAAGUAAGAGUAAUAUUUUUAGGUUUUAUCACUGGCUUUAGGGAAAAAGGGUUCUGGUUUAUAUAACUCUACUCAAUAAAGAGGAACUCUGGUUUUUAAUGGAUAGCCUUGGCAGAGAAUGGGAGUGAGAUACAGGAGGAUUGAAAAAGUUUAAAGACAAACUUUUGCUUCUGAGGCCUUUUUUUGGGGACACAAAGUGAGUCCCAACAGAGAAGAGGUAGAGAACUUUUCUUGCAGCUGCUUCUGAAUUGCCUUCAGCUCAAAAUAAUUUUUAAGCCAAAGUGGCACAUUCUGCUGUUUUCAAGUUAUCAAAAAAAUAGGCAAGUAAGGCAAUAACUGGACAAUGAUUUGGGGUCAAGGAAGUUUUUUGGUUUUGUAUUUUGUUUGUUGGUAAACAUGAUCUAAUAGAGAGAAAGAAGAUGUGAUAUAAAAAGAGGGACCAUUAUAGGAUAUAAGCCCUCAAGAGGUGGCACUGCCUGGGAACCAGAGAAAGAAAGGGCUGUCUGGAACCAGUGGGAGGGCAAGAGUGGUGAUAACUUAUAGUGACGGAAGGAGGAGAAGACCUUGGUACAGAUCCAGGCAGGCUGUUUGUUUUGGAUCUGGGAAAAAAGAAAGGCAUUCUCUUAUUUUUUUGUUGUCAAUAAAAUAGGAAGCAAGAUUGUCAGCUGAAAAGUAGGGCAAGGGGACAUAAUGAAGAACUUGGUAGUUAGUUGUACUGAAUCUAUUGCAUUCUUUUUCUGAAAAUUACAUCAUGAAGUCUCAGGCUGCUUGAUUUAUGGAGGAAGCAAAGCACACCUGGAACAGAGGAAAAAACCUAAGUCAGUAGUACUGAAAUAAGAAAAUUUCCAAAUAAGAAAAUGAUAAAUAGAUGCCAAAGUAUAUAAAGCAUUGUAGAUACUGACAGUAAAGCAUCGAUACAGCAAUAGGCAGGAGGAGUGGAACCUGCUGACCAUGGGAGAGUAAUGCGACAAUGUCGCACACCUGUGACCAGCAGUGCGAUUCUCAAUCUUGUGUUUCCGUAUAUGAAACAUAGAUAUGUUCCAUACCUGAAACAUUUGUUGCUUUAAGUGACAAGUUCUGCAAUGGCCUUGGAGAAGCGGAUGGGAGGUAAAGCAGCACAGGUAGGGGGUUUUUAGUGAUACCUGAGAAAAUGUACAUUUAUCCAAAUGAAGCCACAAAAUAAGGAAAUUCAAAGAAAUUUCCUUAUUUUUAGCUAUGGAAUAAAUAUUUGAUGAACUAUCAGGUUAAAAGAAUUUGAGUACAAGUGUGUAUUUGUCAUCUAUUUCAGGUGGCAUUCUUUAAAUAUGUCACUAGUUAGGUAUUUGCUUAUUUUUUAUCCAUUCAUACAUUUAAAAAAUUAUAUUACACAAUAUGUGUUGUAUAAAAUUAGUUUAUGUAUAACAGUCACUUAUAUAGAUACUACAAUGUGUGUGGUGCAAACAGCUUUACAUACAUUAACUCAUUUAAUGGAAACAACAACUCUUUGACAUAUAUACUGUUAUUAUACCCAUUUUAUAGAUAAGGGAAUUGAAGCAAGAGUCCUGCAAGGAUUUCAUCCUUAGCAACAGGUGAAGCUAAGGCUAUACAUGCAGACUGACUCCAGCUACUCUUACGCUCUACCAUAGUGUUUUAUUUUCUAAUUACAGACAUUGAGUGCAAUAAAUACAUUAAAUUAAUAAAACUAGAGAACAAACUAGAUAUAAGUAGAGAAAAAUUAUUUUACCAGGACACAAGUGCAAGAACCACUAAAUGAAUUUCUAAGUUUUUUAGUGUUUGAGGUAAAAAUAGAAACAUAAUUUGUAAAUCUGCAGAUUUGGUAUAACUCCUGCUUAUAGAUAAAUUACAAUGGGUAGCAGUCUCCAAUGACAAAUUGUGAGUGUUAUGGGCUGAAUUGUGUCUCCUCAAAUUUUGUACGUUGAAGACCUAAACCCCAAUACCUAACAAUGUGACUGUGUUUGAAGAUGGGUCCUGUAAAGAUAUGAUUAGGUUAUGAGGCCCUUAGGAUGGGCCCAUAUUAAGCCAUUAAAAUGAUCUCUUAUGGGUUCUUACAAAAAGAGAAAAUCUGGACACAGAGAAAGACACCAGGGAUAUGCACAGAGAGGAAAUGUCGUGUGGAAUGAGCACAACUAAAAGGCAGUCAUCUGCAAGCCAAGGAGAGACUCCAGGAGAAACCAAACCUGACAAUAAGGUCUUGGACUUUGAGUCUCUAGAACUUUGAUAUUAUAAAUUCCCUGUGUUUAAGACACCCAGUGUUUGGUAUUUGGUUAUGGCAGCUGGAGCAAACCAGUACAAUGGGGCUUGUAUUUUGCAACAAAACAGUUUAAACGGACCUCAGGACAGAAGCAGAAAUUUUGACCCAGAUUAUUUAUCAGUGGAGUAUGAAUGAAGAAAGCUUUAGGCCACGUUAUAACUCCUGUAGAACCAGAUAACCUCACCCGCUAUCCAAGAGCAAUAGCUGAAAUCCAAUGGUAAUUAUAUUAAUUAAACUCUAAGUACUGGCCAUUUCUCCUGCACACUUCAUGGAAAUGGAGGGGGGAGCAAAAGACGCUUUCACAAUAAAGGAUGAUCCUUUAUCACAUGAUUUUCUUUGCCAAAAAAAAUUAUUUUCUCCUAUUUCUUUUAUUUUAGCUACACAUUUUUGUAAAAGCUACUUGCAGAAACAUGUUCUGAAAACUGACAUUUUCAAGCAGGUCCAGGCACUGCGCAGGGCACCAAGACAACCCUCUCAGCAUGUUGACCUCUGCCUUUUCCUGAGCCAAGUUCUGAUCACAGCAGGAAAUUUGAACUCAUUAUGAAACAUAAUUCAGCUUUUAGAACUGAGUACCAUAUGUCUUCCUUGGUGAUAAGGUUGGCAUUUGCAUCCAUUGAAAAUACAUAAGUCAUUUUUGUGCUAAUGCUCAAGGGAAGAACCUGCUGCUGACUUAAACCCAAGCAUUGACAGAUAGCAGCCCUGGGAUCUGCAGGUUUUCACAUCAGCACAUCUUUCACAAGGUGCAACAGUAAAGCAGUCAUGCCUUUGAAUUUUGAAACAGAAAAUAGAUACAGAGGCAAAAGGAAGUUACGAUUUUUGCUUUCCCUUCUUUGUCUCUAUAGCUUACACUGCUCAUUGACUUUCCUCUCAUGCAGGUUUUAGUUGUUUCUUUUUUACAGGCAAUUAGUUUCUCGAUAGAAAAUUUUAAUAGUCUGUGCUCUGUUUUAAUUAAAAAAUGUGAAUAUUACCUUGCAUCAGCAUAGAGUUGAGAAAAAUUAUUUUACUGAGGUUUCUUAUUGUUCACUACAUUCUAUUAGUGAUCAAUUAUGACCUUUGAGUAAUAUUUUGUAGCAGAACCAGAAUAAAAAAUAUGCAGAAAUAACAAUUUACAUUAUUCUCUAAUAUCGAGAGACUGUAUUAAGAAAGAAAACUUCUCUUCCUGGGUCCAUGAGGGGUGUAGUUUCAAAGGAAGGAGUUUCCCAGUGCCAGGCCUCUUUCCAAGACCCAUCCGGGAGUGCAGAGUUCUUGGGUUUUCCCGGCCCAGGCUAGGUAGACAAAUACAGUUGGGCUUCUUUGUCCAAAAAGCCACCGGAAAGCUCUGGGAGAAGGGGACUCUGUUGUGGACCAAGCAGAGUUCUUUGAGUUUCCCCAGCCCAGGCUAAAUAGACAAAUCCAGGUGGGUUUCUUUGUCCAAAAAGCCCCUGGAAAGCUCUGGGAGGAGGGGGCUCUGUUGUAGACAAAGCAGGCAAUCUGGUAUCAGAAUUAAAGAUCGAUCACUCCAGAGGAAGUUUGAAAGAACUCCUCUUAUUGGAUGAUAACAUGAAUGAGGAGGGAAUAACUCCAGGAUUAAAACUCGCUGCUCCUUACCUUUAUAGAUUUCUUCUUUGGAUCCCCUCCCAGGACAGCGUGGGCGCUGUCUCUCCUCUUUUUUCCCUCACUCUCUGUGCCUAAUAAAUUGCUCUUUGCAAAACUAUUUGGGUCCACAACAUUUAUUCCAACGGAAACCUCACUGCACCUCUGGGGCUCCUUUCCACAUUCUUUGGGGUAAGAGAAGCCAAGGACCUCAGAUCAGGGAACUAGAAAAGUAUUUGGGAGGCCCCUGCUUCCUCCCCCAGUUACAAUAUGCGGUUGAUAAACAAAAACCUCUAAGAUGUAAUAAUGACUGUUAACUUACACUCAUUUUCUGAUUUAUUUUUAAACCUUAAAUGUUUUUAAGUUCUUGCUUUGUUAUUUAUGUGACGUUAGUCAAACCAUCUUAAAUCACCACAAUUACUUAAUAAUGUCUAUCAUUCUACAAACAGUGGACAUAAUGUUAUUUAAUUAUUUCAUGGCCAAAUAUUCAUCUUGAAUCUUUGGAAAAAUGUGGGGUUGGUUAACAUUCCACUAGAGAACAAGAAGAGGAAGAAAGAUUUAAUAAAACUUGAUUCAUUGUCUUUAUGUUAAUUGUGUAUUUGAAUACCUAAGACUUCUCUUUAAAUCACUGAAGUAAUACUAAACAAUUUAGCUUUUAACUGGUUAUUUUGCUACAUUCUUGCAAUGCAACCAGGAUGAAGAUAUUACAGAGGUUAAAAACAUAAGCAGUGUUGGGGAUGCGUGGCAAAAGCAAUGCUCAGGCAGUUAAGAGGCCCUGGCUUUUUGCCUUGCCUCUGCCCCUGAUUUUCUGAGUGAUCUGUCACAUUCACAAGAUCUGUCACAUUUUCCUCAUCUAUAAACAGCAGUAGUGAGACCUUGUCUAAUAUGGUUUAGAAUGUGUGCCCUCUAAAUCUCAUCUAGAUAUGUAACUCCCAGUGUCAGAGGUGGGGCCGGGUCGAAGUGUUUGAAUCAUGGGACAGAUCCCUCAUGGCUUAGUGCUGUCCUCUUAAUAGUGAGCUUUCGCAAGAUAUAGUGGUUUAAGAGUACAUGGCAUUUCUGUCCCCACUCUUAUUUUCCUGUUGCUGCUUUUGCCAUGAGAUAUUCUGGUUCCUGCUUGGCCUUCCACCUUGAGUAAAAGUGCCCUGCCUGAGGUUUUCCUAGAAGCUGAGCCAAUGCAAGUUGGAUGCUUGUACAGCAAGCAGAACUGUGAGCCAAUUAAACCUCUUUUCUUUAUAAAUUACCCAGGUUCAGGAAAUUUAUAGUAAUGAAUAAUGGCCUAACAUGUUGUGUAUCUAAUGUUUUUAUGAUUAAAUUAGGUGAUGCCUAAAAUGUAAUUAGGAAAUAUAUAAGUAUAAAGUAUUCUAUUAGUUGGAAGCUUAUCUAUUGGUUAACUUGAAUGGUGACUUAGUCUAAGCAUGAAAAGAUUCUUUUGUAAGUGUUACUCCUCAGAACUUGUAUUGGAUUGUGCCUGUUAUAUACCUUUUAUUUAAAUAACAUUCUUACAUAUUUAAAAAUAUAUCUACAUAGUCUCAUUUAGUUUUGUGUACAUUAUAGACUCCAUGAUAUUAGGCAAGGUGUCUUGAUAUGAUAGGUAUUUGGCAGAUAAUAAAAUGGAUUUUGACUGAAUGAAUCACUUAACAAAUUUAAGUACAUUCAAGGCAUUUGAUGGUCAGAAAAGGAAAAGAAAAUUAGAUGAUAAAGUAUUGUAAAGUUAAUACAUCAUUUAAAAGAUGUUGAGUGAUUUCCAGUAAUUAUAUAAAGAAGAAACUGUCUCCCCUAAAAUAUUAUUUUGCAUUAUUAUUUCAAUUAGUAUAAUUUUAUUAUCAUUAAAAAAUUAUUUUUCUCUUGUCAAGGAGACUGGGAUGAAAGUUUAGCAUGCUUUAUUACCCUGGAUGCACUGGUGGAGGUUGACGGGCAACCACUGUGAAUUAAAUUUCUGGGAAAUGCGACCAAACCUAGCAGCACUCAGGAGGUCAGGAAAGGCAAAGGGGUGAAUAUUUAAGAUAAUAAACAUAAACCUAAAACUAAAUGAAUCUAUUUUGAUCAGGUUUAAAAUUCAAAAAUAGAGCUUUCCAUUGAGAUGUAACUGAAGACUUAGGGGAUGCAUCUGCCUCCUUCCCUUUCUCUUUCCCUCUCUUUCUACCUUCCUGUCUCCUUUUCCUUCAUUUUUACUUUCCAUCAGCUCUUGGAGUCCUUUUUAUUCUUCAUCUAGGUUUAUAAGUGAUUCUACUUUUUUGAUAUUCCACAGUUACUGCCUUUUUCUUUCAAAUAAUUUUCUCUGCUUUCGAAGAUGAAACCAUAGAGACUGGUCUUGUCCACUAUUUCCUUUAGUAAUCUUCUCACCACUAAUAUUACUACAAUUUAUCAAUGCUUCACAGGCCAUUUCUUUUAAUUCCUGUGUUUUUUUAAUACUUACAUUCUUAACUAAGUAUAACUAGUAUCAUCACUAACAUAAUAUAGAGUUUUCCAAAUAGAAAACAAAGGUAAGUAGCUAUCCAUGUAACAAAAGUGGCUUAUCUGUUUUUUCCAUGGUAAGUUAAUGAGAAAAUCCAGUUAUGUACCGAAGAGCACACUUUGCUUGUAAUAUAUAUUUUAUUUCAAGUGGGAAGGUAACUGGAGCUUUGAACAUUAAAAUUCUUGAUAGUUAAAAAGUAUUACAGAUAAUAACGUAAAGCUCAAACAUUUUAUGAGAAAACAUAUCAGACUCAUAUAUACACUGAUUUUCAGCCGCAGUUUCAAGAUUCUCUUCUAUUUUCACCAUAACUAUAGUAUUUAGAUUGUAUUUCUCGAUUUUAUCUCUGUAACGUAUUACUUACAUAAUUUGCAUUUGAAAGAGUGGCAUGGCAUUACUUUUACAAAA